Molecule: messenger RNA, 3450 nt
Organism: Porites lobata
Lineage: Eukaryota; Metazoa; Cnidaria; Anthozoa; Scleractinia; Poritidae
Source: the annotation of a GenBank genome assembly
GAAACCGUCGACCAGUUUGUUACUAGGCUGAGACAAAAAGCCCAAACCUACGAAUUCGGAGACGCUGCAACUGUGGAUGAGCAAAUUCGUGAUCCAGUGAUUAGCAAAUGCUUGUCGCACGCACUCCGUCGGAAGUUACUUCAGAAGGGUCGAAACUUGACACUGCCACAAUUAAGAGAAAUUGCUCGUUCUAUGGAGGAAUCUGAAAAACAGGCACGGUCAAUCGAAGGAGGAAGUGGUGAGGUCCGUAGUGAAGUGAAUAGUGCGAGCGGAAAGUCGAAUUACAAAGGGGAUGCGAGCGCAAGAAAAGUCAAUUGUGUUUUUGCUGUGGAUAUACGGGACAUACAACCAACGAUCGUCAAUGUCCAGCGAGAAGGAAAAAGUGCAGGAAGUGUAAUGGAUCAAGACAUUUUGAGGCUGUGUGUAAAACUAAGGAGAAGCAAAGAAGUGGUCGUGGAGCUGGAGGGCCGCGUAAGCCAGACGUCGGAAAGAAGGGAGGUGCAGCUCACCAUGUAAGGCAGGUAGAAACUGAAGGUACUCGGGGUAAUGAUUGUGAUUUUAGAUUAUUCUAAUGUUUCAAGAGAUGAGAAAUUUCCUGUGAAGAUAGGACGUUUACCAGUAACAAUGAUUUUUGAUUCUGGUGCUAGUUUCAAUGUCAUAGGCCGUAAUGUAUGGGAAUAUUUGAAAGCAUAUAUAAGGUUGCAUGUGUGUCGACUAAGGCUUCAAAGAAGUUGUAUGCAUAUGGUAAUAAUCACCCACUACAAGUUGUAGGCAUGUUUACUACAGAAGUGUCUGUUGAAGAGAAAGUGUUAAGUGGGGUCGAAUUUUUUGGCAUUGAAAAUGAGGGACACGCCCUCCUUGGACGGGAAACUGCAAUUUCUCUAGGAGUUUUGAAGCUGGGAGCUCACGUGAAUUCACUCGAGGUUUCUACGGAUGGAGCAAAAGGGGAGGCCAGUAUUUUUUAAAAGUUCCCGUGAUGUUGUGAAGGUAUUGGUAAACUGAAAGAUUUCCAGCUAAAAGUCCCGAAUUGACCCAGAGGUACAGUCUGUAGCGCAACCAAUUAGGCGGGUUCCUUUCCACUUGCGUCAUAAACUGAGUGCCAGACUGGAUGAACUUGUGGAACACGUUGAAAAAGUGAGUGGACCAGCCUCGAGGGUCUCACCAGUGGUAGUGGUGCCUAAGCCCUCAGGUGAUAUUCCCUUGUGUGUGGACAUGCGACAAGCCAACAUGAUAGGAAAACGAGAGCGUUUCCCAAUACUCACCAUUGACGAAGUUUUACAAGAUUUGAACCAGAGCAAGUUGUUUAGCAAGUUGGAUCUUACCUCCGCCUAUCAUCAGAUAGAAUGUCGCCCGAACCAAGGGAUAUCACUACAUUUGGCACACACAAGGGACUUCACCGGUACAAACGACUCAUGUUCGGUAUAAGUUUUGCACUUGAGGUGUACCAGAAUGUACUUCACCAAGUCCUGCAAGAGUGUGACAGAGCUCAUAAUAUAAUAUUCUUGAUGAUAGUACAUGCACCCAGUGGAGAGGAACAUGACAAAAGAUUUGAGAAUGUGGUCCGAGUAUUGAGCAGCAGGAGGUUGACACUGAACCGAGACAAGUGUCAGUUUAAGAUGUCACAUUUGGAGUUCAUGGGUCAUGUUUUGUCGGCACGUGGAAUUGGUGCAGCAGAUGUUAAAGUAAAGGUUGUUGUUGAUGCCCGUGAACCAAUGAAUGCUGCGUAAGUACGAAGCUUCCUUGGUCUGGUCAAUUUCACUGCAAGGUUUAUUCCACACCACAGCAUCUGCACCCCUCCGCCAGCUUACAAAAAGUGGAGAACCAUUCGUGUGGGGGCCGGAUCAACAGCAAUCAUUUGAUGAGUUAAAGAAGCGACUGUCCAGUGCAGAGACACUUGGAUACUUUGAUAAGAAUGCACCAACUAAGGUGAUCGCAAACCAAGCCCUGUAGGCUUUGGAGCUGUGCUAGUUCAGGAGCAAGGAGAAGAACUACGAGUUAUUAGUCAUGCAAGCCGUAGCCAGUCCGAUACAGAACACAGAUAUUCUCAGACUGAGACAGAUGCCUUAGCCAUUUUGUGGGCCUGCGAAAGAUUUCAUGCCUAUUUGUAUGGUGCUGAGUUUGAACUAAUGACUGACUACAACCCUCUAGAAUGCAUUUUCUCACCUAAGUCCAAGACCUGUGUUAGGAUCGAAAGAUGGCUUCUCAGAAUGCAACCCUACAGAUUUACAGUGAAAUAUAUUCCAGGUCCUAAGUAUAUUGCCACCGUCAGAACACCAAGAACAAACCGAAGAAUAUAUGAAGUGGGUCGCCCAAGAAUCGACACUAGUUGCCCUGACAACUCGUGAAAUGUAGAGAAAAUCAGAACAUGAUGCUGAGCUGAAAAGUGGACGAGGAUGUCUCUUGAAUGGGAAAUGGUAUGCCUUAGAGUUCAAAGAGUACCUACCUGUGCGAGGUGAAUUAAGUGUGACUGGAAAGCUUGUUCUUCGUGGAACUCGGAUUGUGAUACCAAAGCAACUUCGUUGUCAAGUACUAGAGUUGGCACACGAAGGUCUCCCAGGAAUCGAAGCAAUGAAGCAACGUUCGGGUACCAAAGUGUGGUGGCCAGGCAUCGACAAAGAGGUAGAGAGAGCUUUUAAGACCUUUCAUGGUUGUCAGUUAGUUUCACAACCAACCAAACCUGAGCCGAUGACACGUACAGAAUUGCCUACAGCACCAUGGCAACAUCUAGCAGCUGACCUAUUGGGUACAUUGCCUUCUGGUGAUUAUGUUUUUGUUGUGGUGGACUAUUACAGCCGAUUCUUUGAGAUGGAAUUUACUGAAUCUACUACUUCUGAGAAGAUUUUCGUCACUCAUGGCCUUCCUUUGUCCUUAAGGACCUUAAGAACCGACAAUUGUCCGCAGUUUACCAAUGAAGAUUUUACGAAGUUCUUGGAGGAAAACGGAAUUGAACAUAGAAGAACCACACCCUUAAAGGCCACAAGCCAGUGGUGAAAUAGAAAGGCAAAACCGCAGUAUCCCGAAGUGACUGGGUAUCGCUCAAGCAGAGGGUCGCAACUGGAAAUCAGAGAUGGAUAACUUCGUUAUGAUGUAUCGCGGUUCUCCACAUUCUACUACUGCGGUUAUCCCGGCAGAAGUAUUAUUUAGAAGACGCAUCAGGACCAAACUACCCCAUCUCCAAGAGUUCAGCAUCGAAGAUGAGGUUCGAGAUCGCGACAGUGAGACGAAAGAAAAGGGAAGGGUGUCUGCAGACUGCCAAAGGAAUACCCGUGAAAGAUUCGAGAAGAUGAUAAGGUGUUGCUGAGGCAGGAGAAAGAGAAAUAACUGUCAACGUCAUACAAACAGUCUCCCUUUACAGUUAUUCAGAAGAAUGGUAAUAGUGUUCUUGUUGAUGCUGAUGGUGUGCAGUACCGCCGGAAGGUAACCCAUGUGAAGAAGUAUUUCGAGCGAGAU